Closterium sp. NIES-65 is the source of this 570-nucleotide messenger RNA. The record is from the annotation of a GenBank genome assembly. NCBI's taxonomy places the organism in Eukaryota, Viridiplantae, Streptophyta, Zygnematophyceae, Desmidiales, Closteriaceae.
AUGAAGCAGGACGAGUGGCAUGGGCGUAUGAAGCAGGACGAGUGGCAUGGGCGUAUGAAGCAGGACGAGUGGCAUGGGCGUAUGAAGCAGGACGAGUGGCAUGGGCGUAUGAAGCAGGACGAGUGGCAUGGGCGUAUGAAGCAGGACGAGUGGCAUGGGCGUAUGAAGCAGGACGAGUGGCAUGGGCGUAUGAAGCAGGACGAGUGGCAUGGGCGUAUGAAGCAGGACGAGUGGCAUAGGCGUAUGAAGCAGGACGAGUGGCAUGGGCGUAUGAAGCAGGACGAGUGGCAUGGGCGUAUGAAGCAGGACGAGUGGCAUGGGCGAAUGAAGCAGGACGAGUGGCAUGGGCGUAUGAAGCAGGACGAGUGGCAUGGGCGUAUGAAGCAGGACGAGUGGCAUGGGCGUAUGAAGCAGGACCAGUGGCAUGCGUGCAUCUCCACGAGGCCAGCAUUCACCAGCAGCCACUGUUGCCACUGCACGUGGGCAGCAGUAGGGAAGGUGUGGAGUGCAGCAGAGAGCUCACCGUGGCGGCACCAAGGGCAAGCACGUCCCGCAGCUGGUGGCAACUGA